GUUUGAGCAGGAACAGAGUUGUGUACAUGUAGCAGUGGGUCCGGCUGCAUCUGGGGGUGACUGCUGAUUUUCAGCACGUUUAUUUUUUAUUUAUUUUUUUUUCUAUUUUAUUUUCUCAUUAUUUUCCUUACUUCGAUCAAUCCAUUGCACGCGCGCGCGCCGAUAUAUUUGGACGUACAGAUUUUUAGUAUAGACCAUGAACAAACUCUAUGUGGGUAAUCUGAGUCCUUUGGUGACCGUGGAGGACCUGAAGCAGCUCUUCGGCGAGAGGAAGCUUCCCGUGACCGACCAGGUCUUGCUUAAAUCCGGCUAUGCCUUCGUGGACUUCCCCGACCAGAACUGGGCGAUUAAAGCCAUCGAGACUCUAUCCGGGAAAGUUGAAUUACAUGGGAAAGUGAUCGAGGUCGACUACUCUGUUCCUAAAAAAUUAAGGAGUCGGAAGAUUCAGAUCCGGAACAUUCCUCCUGAUCUCCAGUGGGAGGUUUUUGACAGCCUAUUAGCACAGUAUGGUACUGUAGAAAAUGUGGAACAAGUUAAUACUGAUACAGAAACAGCAGUGGUGAAUGUGACAUAUUCAACAAAAGAAGAGGCUAAAAUAGCUGUUGAGAAGUUAACAGGGCAGACCUUUGAGGAUUACUCCUUUAAAGUAUCUUAUAUUUUGGAUAUGGAUGCUGCUCCGCCUCUGCCUGCGACCCGGAAUCGUCGGGGUGGAAGGACACCACGGGAACAGGACUCCCAGCCUGGGACCUCUGCAGGCUCCCUGGGGCCCCGACAGAAGCAGCCAGACUUCCCCCUGCGCAUGCUGGUGCCCACGCAGUUUGUGGGAGCCAUCAUUGGCAAGGAGGGGCUCACCAUCAAAAACAUCACCAAACAGACACAGUCUAAAGUGGACAUCCAUCGUAAGGAGAACACGGGGGCGGCAGAGAAGCCAAUCUCCAUCCACUCCACUCCUGAAGGCUGCUCGGCCGCAUGCCGCAUGAUCAUGGACAUCAUGCAGAAAGAGGCUGAUGACACGAAGGUAACUGAGGAUAUUCCUCUGAAGAUCCUGGCCCACAACAGUCUGGUCGGAAGACUGAUCGGGAAGGAGGGCAGGAACCUGAAGAAGAUUGAAGAGGAUACAGAGACCAAGAUUACCAUCUCCUCUUUACAGGACUUAACUAUUUAUAACCCAGAGAGAACCAUUAUAGUGAAGGGGAGCAUCGAGGCCUGUUGUAGGGCUGAAGUGGAGAUCAUGAAAAAGCUGAGGGAAGCCUAUGAGAAUGACAUUGCUGCUAUUAACCAACAAACCAACCUUAUCCCUGGAUUAAGCCUGAGCGCACUGGGCAUCUUUUCAACCGGUUUGUCAGUAUUGCCAACAGCUGCUGGGCCCAGAGGCGUCCCACCUGUACCCCCAACUGGCUACAACCCUUUUCUUGGUCCCUCAUCACAGCUGGGUGGGAUGUACGGUGUCCCGCCUGCUAGUGCCAUCUCUCACCAGCACACACAGGCUCCCGAACAGGAGGUGGUCUACCUCUUUAUUCCAACUCAGGCUGUCGGUGCUAUUAUUGGCAAGAAGGGCCAACAUAUUAAACAACUGGCACGAUUCGCAGGAGCCUCUAUUAAGAUCGCACCUGCAGAGAGUACUGAUGUCACUCAGAGGAUGGUCAUCAUCACUGGCCCACCAGAAGCUCAGUUUAAGGCCCAGGGCAGGAUAUUUGGGAAACUGAAAGAAGAGAAUUUCUUUUCUGUGAAAGAAGAAGUGAAGCUGGAGACACAUAUAAAAGUGCCCUCUUCAGCAGCUGGGAGGGUCAUUGGGAAAGGUGGCAAAACGGUUAACGAGCUGCAGAACCUAACCAGUGCAGAGGUCAUAGUGCCACGGGACCAAACCCCAGAUGAGAACGACGAGGUCUUUGUCAAAAUUAGUGGGCAUUUUUUUGCCAGCCAGACUGCACAGAGGAAAAUCAGGGAGAUCAUCCAGCAGGUGAAACAACAGGAGCAGAAGCACCAGCAAAGCGCCUCCGUGACACACCGCUCCAAGUGACCAUCAGUGCAUCCCCAGCGGGUACCUGCCAAUGAAUGUAGCCCUCCCAACUGGAAUCAGACCAGACCAGACCGGACGAAGGGGACCGGCCGGGCAGACCAGCAGCCGUGGGAUCAAAACCAAAGAACUUCUUUCUGGGGGAGAUGAAGGAGCCACAGGCAGAAGGCUCUGAGUGCACUGCCAGCUUGGGGAGGGAGGGAGGGGGGAAGGAAGCGCAAGAAGACAAGUGUUCCUUUUAUCAUUCAAACACACCCUGAGCUUGAGAAGAAUAGGUAUGGGACAUCUGUUAUCAGGACGGGAAACAUCACAGUCAAUUUCUUUAUAAACUUCAAAAUUUUGGCUUAAUCUAGGGUUAACACAGAUAUGAAGCUCCAUUAACACGUGUACACUGAUUCAUUUAAACUGAGUUGUGUUGCUGUUUUCUUGGGUAGGUAAAGUGUGGGAGUGCACUAGCAGUAGCAGGCAACCGAUUUAUAAUUAUUCUUUUUUGUUAUUUUUUGAUGCUCAGAUUGCGAUUUCAAAGAUUCUCAGCCAUAUUCUAACCAGUACACUAGAACAAAUUUACUGUUAUAUCUAAAGCAGAAGCACGUUUCUUUUUGUUCUGCACAAGCCGUCGGGCGUGUAGUGCACAUAUGCGAUCGCGUACGCAUAUAACAUUGUUUUUCAGAUUUCUUGAUGAUGGAACAAGAAAGUUGGGAAAUGUAAAUGACAGAACGUAUAUUCAUAUCUUAGCCUGUUUGCAUUUUCGGGAAACACCAUCCAGCUCAACGGAUUCUUGUUACUUAGCCUCUGCGUGCCAACGGAUGCCGUUAAAACAUCUCUU
Carassius carassius (crucian carp) is the source of this 2843-nucleotide messenger RNA. RefSeq names its product insulin-like growth factor 2 mRNA binding protein 2a (gene igf2bp2a). Gene Ontology annotation, cellular component: cytosol; nucleus; cytoplasm. The record is from RefSeq and is a predicted model, not a curated record. Gene Ontology annotation, biological process: regulation of gene expression; nervous system development. Gene Ontology annotation, molecular function: mRNA 3'-UTR binding. NCBI's taxonomy places the organism in Eukaryota, Metazoa, Chordata, Actinopteri, Cypriniformes, Cyprinidae. Bases 197 to 2020 code for a protein of 607 amino acids. The transcript has 16 exons.